GACCCGCGUUUCAUGACGUCAUCAUAAGUGGUAGUGCCAACAUGGCGUUCACUCUAUACGCGCUGAUUCAAACAGCGAUUUUAUUUACUAAUGCCAUCGCUGUUCUCCACGAAGAGAGGUUUCUCAGUAAAAUUGGCUGGGGAGCUGAGCAAGGUAUUGGAGGCUUUGGAGAUGAACCUGGGAUUAAAGCACAACUUCUUAACCUUAUUCGAUCUGUUAGGACAGUCAUGAGAGUGCCUUUGAUAGCGGUAAAUUCAGUGUGCAUCGUCUUACUGUUGCUGUUUGGAUGAAGAGGAAAUAGACUGCUGUGGAACAAGCUCUAAAGUGUAACGCUGUGUAUGUGGUGCAAGAAAAGUGGACUGUUUUUUGUAACUGAUUAUUUAUGUUGCUCUCAAAUGUCUCAAAAUUAUUCUUAAAACAAUUUCUGUAAGUUCUCUGGGAGUUGUUUUUAAUUAAAAUUGUCAGAGCAUUUUUUAUGACUUGUUGCAAUAAUUUCUGAUGUUAUAAAAGCAAAUGCAUUUAAUCAAAAGGCUUAAACAUUAUUUGGUAUUUUUGUCAGUUAAUCUGGAGUUUUUUGUAUUUCUGAGCAACUGAUAAUGAUAGCUGUCAGCCAGUUUAUGUUUUUUUUUUUUUUUUUGCACCUUAAUCUUUUCCCCUUAAAUGAAGAUAUUUUCUAAGUUAACUUACCUGCGUAUUUGUGUAAAAGCAUCUUAAAAUAUCAAAGUUGGGGUAAAUUCAAAAGAGGCUCAAGGAAAAUGUCUGUAAAUGUUUUAAAGCUCUUUGUUGGCUAUGCUGAGAUUGCAGUGGUGGUAGAUAUCAGGUUUAUACAUGUCUGAAAGGCUUUUGAAGUUUGACCAAAGUAGCCCAAACCUUUGUGAGCCAGUCAACACACUUAACAUUUGUUAAUUCUUUCAUAUUUGAAUAAAGUCUAUGUGUCUUUCCAUC
This is a messenger RNA of Paramisgurnus dabryanus, 945 nucleotides long. RefSeq names its product immediate early response 3 interacting protein 1 (gene ier3ip1). The record is from RefSeq and is a predicted model, not a curated record. Gene Ontology annotation, biological process: endoplasmic reticulum to Golgi vesicle-mediated transport. Lineage: Eukaryota; Metazoa; Chordata; Actinopteri; Cypriniformes; Cobitidae. Gene Ontology annotation, cellular component: Golgi membrane; COPII-coated ER to Golgi transport vesicle; endoplasmic reticulum membrane.